Messenger RNA from Rangifer tarandus platyrhynchus (Svalbard reindeer), 273 nucleotides. NCBI's taxonomy places the organism in Eukaryota, Metazoa, Chordata, Mammalia, Artiodactyla, Cervidae. The record is from the annotation of a GenBank genome assembly.
AUGCGCACCGUGGAGUUUCGCUCAGAGCGUCAAACAAAUAAGGAAACAACGAAAACUACCAGAAGCCCAGUCACCACGGCUGGUCUCCUAAUUUGCAGUGCUGUUUUAGGAGUCUGGCCUGUUGCUCUGACAGCCUCCCCUGGUUAUUUGCCCAGUUCUGGGCCAACAAGACACCUGCCCAUAUGUGCUACAGAGCUGAGAGCUAAGGAUCUUUCUGUGAGACAGGGAGACCCUGUGGAAGAUUCCAGGCAGUGGCGAGUGCAAGAUGAUUAA